ACCACUGGAUCAUGUCAUCCGCUGGGUCAACCAACCACAACACGCGUCUGGCAUCGGAGACGGACAACUCUCAGUUGGUGCUGGAUAACAGUUCUGCCCAGAACCUGAAACUACGGGAGAGACAGCGCUUUUUUGAAGAGGUCUACCAGCAUGACACGGACAACUACCUGCCUUCUACUCACUUACAGGUCAACUGCAGGAAACCCCCUAUGGGCAGUAUCUCCUCUAUGGAGGUGAAUGUGGAUGUCCUGGAGCAAAUGGAUUUGAUGGACAUAUCUGACCAGGAGGCUCUUGACGUGUUUCUCAACUCAGGCUCUAGUGCAGACGAGGGUGUGCUGGCAUCUCCGCUACCAGAGGGUGAGAACAAAGAUGAAGAAGCAGAGGGUGAAGAGUUUGUCUACAGGGAGCGUGCACCUUUGAAACGGCAAAAUGAAGUUUGCUGCAGCUCAAAGUCUCGCAUGUCCUCUACAUCAUCUGGUUCGAGUGAUACCAGUGUGGGUGGAAUCGACACACCUGUAAUUCAGUCAGACGAUGAAGAGGUCCAUGCCGACACCCUGCUGCUGACCUCUGUUCCCCAAACCAGGGAUGAAGACACAGAGGAGGAAGAUGAGGAGCAAAGAUGCUUUGGAACUAAAUCAUCAUAAAGACUGAGAUUUACUCUGUAUAAAGAUAAACAGAGAAGGUAAAAGAGUGUGAGAUCUCGCUCUCUCCGUCUCCCUACAUUUGCAUUCUUUUCUUUGGGGGAAAACCCUUGCAUGGUUGACCUGGCUGUCAUUUGCUGUCUCCUGAAUGUAAAAAAAAAAAAAAAAAAUCUACUCUAUUUUUAUUAGGUACUGAUAAAUGCCCAGUGUUCAUUGAAAUUCUUGGCAAAGGUGUUUUCUCACCCCCAUGCACUAGCAUGUUUUGGCUGAGAUUAAACAACUGUUAGUUCAGGUUUUGUUCCUCUUACUGCCAGAGGGAAGCCUUCCUCCUGACAAUCUAAUGUCUUGAAAGCACAGGUGUUCAACAGCCAUGUGAACCAGGAAGGCUGCAGUGCAUCUUUAUUAACAGACUUUUCCAGAGAGCUACUGUAAAAUGGCAGACAGUCACAUCCACUGUAGCGAGCUAAAGCAUUUAGUUUAUUGUUGCCUGAUCCACUUUUCCCGUGCAAAGAUACAGCUAAGUGCAGGACUCAUGCAUGUUCUUCUUGUAUUUUGCUUGAGAUCAACAUGAGGCAGAAAUGAUGCACUGUGAUCAGAACCCAACAGAAAGUUUCAUUUCUCUGACAACUUGUCACGUGCAUGUGCAAAAUAUUCACAGUAUCAUGUAAAUGUGUUUGCAAAAGCAUGCCAUUUUGUUCUUGUUAGUGCCUACUUUAUGUUUUCACUCCUGUUACUACACUUUGCAUUACUGAUCUAUGCAGGCAAUACCUGUACUUAAUAACCAAGUUAAUUACUAUGUUCCUUGUCUCCGUGUGAGAUGUGAUUGGAGAAUUGGAUGCAGACUAUAGGAUCACAGGAGGAAUGAAUGAUUCAGCCGACCAAGAUUUGUUUGUUUAUGUGUCCGCUCAUAAGUAUAUGUGAGAAUAUUGGUACGUGGGUGUGUGAAUGGUUAACAUUAAGAAGUAACAGGUAUUCCACCUAUAGCUACUUUCAAAAUAACCUUUUUUCAGUGUUAAUCAUGAUGUGUAUCUCCUCUCUAUUUGAAUAUCUUGCUAUGAACAAAAUAAAAGUGAAGCAAAAGGUAAAUCUGUCUGUGUUG
Molecule: messenger RNA, 1740 nt
Organism: Monopterus albus (swamp eel)
Lineage: Eukaryota; Metazoa; Chordata; Actinopteri; Synbranchiformes; Synbranchidae
Product: dysbindin-like
Exons: 4
Coding region: 12-644 (210 amino acids)
Biological process (GO): negative regulation of protein kinase activity
Cellular component (GO): cytoplasm
Source: RefSeq, a predicted model, not a curated record